AUGUAGAUCAGCAGAUCUGAAAAGCCGGACAAACCUGAUAAUUCUGAUAACGUCAAAGUUGUUGUUCGUUGCCGGCCAUUCAAUGAGCGGGAAAAGGCAAUGUGUUACAAAAUGGCAGUCAGCGUUGAUGAAAUGAGAGGCACGAUCACUGUGCAUAAAACAGAUUCUUCCAAUGAACCUCCCAAGACAUUUACAUUUGACACUGUUUUUGGGCCUGAAAGCAAGCAACUGGAUGUUUAUAACUUGACUGCAAGGCCAAUCAUUGACUCUGUUCUGGAAGGUUAUAAUGGUACCAUAUUUGCUUAUGGACAGACUGGCACAGGAAAGACUUUUACUAUGGAGGGUGUCCGGGCUGUACCAGAACUCAGGGGAAUCAUUCCCAAUUCCUUUGCUCAUAUAUUUGGCCAUAUUGCAAAGGCUGAAGGUGAUACAAGGUUUUUGGUUCGAGUCUCUUACUUAGAAAUCUACAAUGAGGAAGUACGUGACCUCUUGGGGAAGGACCAGACACAGAGGCUAGAGGUUAAAGAACGACCUGACGUAGGAGUUUAUAUCAAAGAUCUUUCAGCAUAUGUUGUAAACAAUGCAGAUGACAUGGAUAGAAUUAUGACACUUGGCCAUAAAAACCGUUCUGUUGGUGCCACUAAUAUGAAUGAGCACAGUUCCCGUUCCCAUGCUAUCUUCACAAUCACAAUUGAGUGCAGUGAGAAGGGUGUGGAUGGGAAUAUACACGUGCGCAUGGGCAAGCUACAUCUAGUAGAUCUUGCGGGUUCAGAAAGGCAAGCAAAAACUGGAGCUACUGGGCAACGACUGAAAGAAGCAACAAAAAUUAACCUUUCUCUCUCUACUCUUGGGAAUGUCAUUUCUGCUCUGGUUGAUGGAAAGAGCACUCAUGUGCCUUACCGUAACUCUAAACUGACUCGGCUACUCCAGGAUUCCCUUGGUGGCAACUCCAAAACUAUGAUGUGUGCAAACAUUGGCCCAGCAGACUACAAUUAUGAUGAGACCAUCAGCACUUUGAGAUAUGCUAACCGUGCCAAAAAUAUCAAGAAUAAGGCUAGAAUUAACGAAGAUCCAAAGGAUGCCUUACUUCGUCAGUUUCAAAAAGAAAUAGAAGAACUUAAGAAAAAGUUGGAAGAAGGGGAAGAAAUCUGCAGUAGCAGCAGCAGUAGUUCAGACUCUCCAUGUUCUGUCAUAGAAAAACCUCUGGAUAAAACCUUCACUAAUCAAGCAGGAAAAAAGAAAGUUUCUCCUGACAAGAUGAUGGAGAUGCAAGCCAGAAUUGAUGAAGAAAGGAAAGCACUUGAAACAAAACUUGAUAUGGAAGAGGAAGAAAGGAACAAAGCCCGUGCAGAACUUGAAAAAAGGGAGAAAGAUUUGCUUAAAGCACAGCAAGAACAUCAGUCUCUUUUAGAGAAGUUGUCAGCUUUGGAAAAAAAAGUGAUUGUGGGAGGUGUGGAUUUGUUGGCUAAAGCUGAGGAGCAAGAGAAGCUUCUGGAAGAAUCUAACAUGGAGUUGGAGGAACGAAGGAAAAGAGCAGAGCAACUCCGAAAAGAGCUUGAGGAGAAAGAGCAAGAGCGUUUGGACAUUGAAGAAAAAUAUACCAGCCUGCAAGAGGAAGCUCAAGGGAAGACGAAGAAGCUGAAAAAAGUUUGGACCAUGCUAAUGGCAGCCAAGUCGGAGAUGGCAGAUCUGCAACAGGAGCAUCAGAGAGAAAUUGAAGGCUUACUGGAGAACAUUCGACAGCUCAGCAGAGAGCUUCGUCUUCAAAUGCUGAUAAUUGACAACUUUAUACCUCAGGAUUACCAGGAAAUGAUUGAGAACUAUGUUCACUGGAAUGAAGAUAUUGGAGAAUGGCAGCUGAAAUGUGUGGCAUAUACCGGAAAUAACAUGAGAAAACAGACUCCAGUGGCAGACAAAAAAGAAAAAGAUCCCUUUGAGGUGGACCUUUCCCAUGUAUAUCUGGCUUACACUGAAGAGAGCUUGAGACAGUCUUUGAUGAAACUAGAAAGACCACGAACAUCAAAAGGAAGAUCAAGGCCCAAAACUGGCAGGAGGAAACGCUCUGCAAAAUCAGGAGCUGUGAUUGAUUCGCUGCUUCAGUAGGCCAAAACAGUUGGGGAUUGUAAUAAAGAUGAAUGCUUAUGUGGCUUAACACCUGGCCCAAUAUUAUCAACCUGCAGUUGUUACUUGAGACAAUAAGAAAAUAGUUUUCUUCCUGUUUGGGUUAUCAUUACAUCUUCUGCUAUGCUAAUGUGAUUAAUUCAGAUUCAGCAAUGUAGGGACUGUAAACUUGUCAUUGUUAUGAAUGCCACUAGGCAUUGUGCAAAAGCAGCUGUUGGGAAUCGCUUGUGUUUUAGAAUGGUAUGUAUUCAGUGGAAAAGAUGGUGUGUGUGUCAGUCUAAAUUUUAAACAGAUUAGCCAUAUUCUAAGUAAACAAACAGAUUUCUAUAUCCUGACAUACCAGUUUUACUUUGUAUGUUGCCAUUUGCCAUGGACAUUAUUCCCUGUUUGUACAGCUACAUAUGAGUAGUAGUUACAAAGUCUGGGAAUUCUGGAAUUCUUCCUUUCUCUUAGGCAUCUUCUGCCACAUCUGUAGGAGAAUUUCCAUUUCUUUAGCAUAUGUGCAUAUACUUGGUAAUAUACAAAGAUGGACUGUUAUAAAAAUAGGUGGUGUUGGAUUUCCCUGAUCUGGAUGGCAGGGAUAAAGGAAUCCUUGGGAUUUCAGUUGUAGCAAGUACGCAGUCUACUUCAAAUGUA
Messenger RNA from Python bivittatus (Burmese python), 2757 nucleotides. The record is from RefSeq and is a predicted model, not a curated record. NCBI's taxonomy places the organism in Eukaryota, Metazoa, Chordata, Lepidosauria, Squamata, Pythonidae.